Molecule: messenger RNA, 1425 nt
Organism: Cucumis melo (muskmelon)
Lineage: Eukaryota; Viridiplantae; Streptophyta; Magnoliopsida; Cucurbitales; Cucurbitaceae
Product: tryptophan synthase alpha chain-like
Exons: 10
Coding region: 250-1188 (312 amino acids)
Biological process (GO): L-tryptophan biosynthetic process
Cellular component (GO): chloroplast; cytosol
Molecular function (GO): tryptophan synthase activity
Source: RefSeq, a predicted model, not a curated record
AAAGCAAAGUAACAAAAUUCACCAUAUCAAAAGAGUAUUCAGCCGCCAAAUUUUCUCCUCUUGUUCUCUUCUCUUCUUGUAAACCCUCGAGUCAAACCAGCAGAACAGUGGGCGUCCAAUCACUUAUAUAACUUCAUUUCCGGACAAAACUAAGAACGGCUCAUGUUUUGAUAACUGCAGUCGUUGAAAUUCGAAACUGAACUGCUCAGGUUCAAUAUAAGCGAAUUCUCGACCGUAUUUACCUCCCAAAUGGACACUGUUUUGAAUUCUUCGAGGUUAUUUCAAUUCAACAAGAUACCCACUACCCUUAUCUUUCCCCCUCAUCCUUGUAAGAUUUCAGUCUUUCAAUCCAAGCGGGUUGUUCCAAUGGCUUCCCUUACAGCUUCCUCUGCUGUAGGACUGUCUGAAACAUUCAGCAAAUUGAAGGAACAAGGCAAGGUUGCAUUUAUUCCCUACAUCACUGCUGGUGAUCCUGAUCUUUCCACCACGGCUGAAGCACUGAAGGUGCUUUCCACUUCUGGAUCAGAUAUAAUCGAACUAGGUGUUCCUUAUUCGGAUCCCUUGGCAGAUGGUCCCGUUAUACAGGCUGCAGCGACUCGGUCCUUGGCUAGGGGUACAAACUUUAGUGCAAUCAUUUCUAUGCUGAAGGAGGUUAUUCCUGAACUGUCUUGCCCAAUUGCCCUUUUUUCAUACUAUAACCCAAUUCUUAAGCGUGGCAUUGGAAACUUCAUGUUGACAAUCAAAGAUGCUGGUGUACAAGGUCUUGUUGUUCCGGAUGUUCCUCUUGAGGAGACUGAAAUUUUGAGAAAGGAAGCUGUAAAGCACAAUAUUGAGCUGGUGCUCUUAACUACACCAACCACACCAAGAGAUAGGAUGAAAGCCAUCGUUGAAGCUUCAGAGGGAUUUGUAUAUCUUGUGAGCUCUGUUGGAGUUACUGGCGCUCGUGCAUCAGUGAGCAAUAAAGUUCAAACUCUCCUUGAGGAAAUUAAAGAGGUAACAGAAAAACCAGUAGCAGUAGGAUUUGGUAUAUCGAAACCCGAGCACGUGAAACAGGUGUCUAGCUGGGGGGCUGAUGGUAUCAUAGUUGGUAGUGCAAUGGUUAAGCUGUUGGGAGAAGCCCAGUCUCCUGAAGAAGGAUUGAAGGCACUCGAAAACUUCACCAAAUCCUUAAAAUCUGCACUCUCCUGAUAAAUUUUGAAGGUAUAACUUAGGCUGUUCCUUUCAUUUGUAAACAAAAGAUCAACUAGGCUCUGUUACUGAAGCCUGCUAGUGCCUAACACCCAUCUUUAAGUUUUACUUGAGAUUUCUUUUAGUUCUUUUAAAAGGACUGUCGGUUUAUAUUAUCGUAAGCAUAUUUUGUAGUGUUCCAUUGGUAAUGACUGGAUGAUGAUUGAGAGAAUAAUAUUUCAAAGCCUUAUUGCAUAA